UGAGCAGCGGAGCGCUGGGAAGGGGUUCUCACUAUGGCCAAUGAAUUGGAUUGUGUUGUUGGAAAUACCACUCUGAUUGAUGAAGAGGUUUAUCAGCUCUGGCUGGAUGGAUAUACAGUGAGUGAUGCUGUCAGUAUUCGUUUGAAGAGUGGCAUUUUAGAUCAGACUGGAGCUGGUCCCGAUGUCCUGGAGAGUGACACUAUGGACCAUUACAGAACAUUUCAGAUGCUUGAAAGACUUCUUCAUUACCCACCAAAACUCGUGCAGCAGUUGCUUUUUCAGAUCCCACCUUACAAGCAGAGCAUGCUGAUUGAGAGGUACUAUGCUUUUGAUGAGGCAUUUGUUCGGGAGGUUCUUGGAAAGAAACUAUCUAAAGGAACUAAGAAAGAUCUAGAUGACAUAAGUGCAAAGACUGGUGUGACCCUGAAGAGCUGCAGGAGACAGUUUGAUAAUUUUAAGCGAGUCUUUAAGGUGGUAGAAGAAAUGCGAGGUGCUCUAGUUGAAAAUAUUCAGCAGAAUUUCCUUUUGUCAGACAGGCUUGCCAGAGAUUAUGCCGCAAUAGUUUUCUUUGCAAACAGUCGUUUUGAAACAGGCAAGAGAAAGCUCCAGUACUUGACAUUUGAGGAUUUUGCAACUUGUGCCGAGCAUCUAAUCCAAAACUGGACAUUAGGAGCCGUGGAUGUAGCCGAGGACAUGGACAUGGAUUUGGAUAAAGAAUUUUUACAGGAUCUGAAGGAACUGAAAAUACUAAUAACAGAUAAAGACCUUCUGGAUCAACAUAAGAGUUUAGUAUGUACAUCACUUAGAGGAAAAAUCGCAGUAUUUCAUGAAAUGGAAGCAAAUUUUAAGACACUCUCUAGGGCCUUGGUGAAUAUUGGAACAAGUCUUACCCAUAACAAAGAUGUGAGAGAUUUCUUUAUUGAUCUUGUGGAAAAGUUUAUAGAACCUUGUAAAGCUUCUAAUUGGUCUUCUUCAGAUGUUCAACUGUUUCUCACUCAGUACACAGCAUCUGCUCGUGUUCUUGAUGCCUUCAAGCAGCAGGCUCUUUGGGAGAGAUACAUGGGCACCUUACGAAGCUGUCUACUGAAAAUGUAUCACAGCUGAUUGUUUUCCUGAAUAAAUUCAUGGCUAACCCUGAAGAAAUUCAUAGUCAUCUAAUACCAUCACGUCUCACAAAUAUCACAGCAAUAGAUAGGAUAGGCCAAUCUUCACAGUCCCCCGCUAAUGUCUUUAAUGUUUUAUGUAUAUACUGUAUGUACAUAUGGAAUGUAUAGAGAUGUUUUUUAAUAAAUUUCCUUACAUCUGUU
Molecule: messenger RNA, 1307 nt
Organism: Bufo bufo (common toad)
Lineage: Eukaryota; Metazoa; Chordata; Amphibia; Anura; Bufonidae
Gene: FIBP
Product: FGF1 intracellular binding protein
Exons: 11
Coding region: 34-1104 (356 amino acids)
Biological process (GO): platelet aggregation
Cellular component (GO): nucleus
Molecular function (GO): fibroblast growth factor binding
Source: RefSeq, a predicted model, not a curated record